AUAAUGAAACCGAAAAGUCGAAAAGCUUAUCCAGAAGUUCAGGAGUGUAUUUUCUAACAGAGCUUUAGAGAAAAGCACGUUGGUAGCUAGCAUGGCUCUGGAGAAGUGUUUAGGAGUAACCACAGUGCGCACAGCCACACCCCACCUUUCUCCGUGCUUUCCAACUUCAAGGGAAAAGCUGCUUUUCCCAACUCACACAGGUUUCAAGAAAUCCAUGCCAAACACAAAACUCUCAUACCAAUCUCUCUAUUCAACCUACCGAAAAUCCCGUUUUGUUUGUAAUGCUCGUGAAGCAGUAAAUGAAGUGAAAGAGGUGACUGACUCAAGCUGGAACAAACUUGUGAUAGCCAAUGAAACCCCUGUUCUGGUAGAAUUUUGGGCACCGUGGUGUGGACCAUGCAGGAUGAUAGCACCUGUUAUCGAUGAGUUAGCGAAGCAAUAUGGUGACAAAAUUGCAUGCUACAAGCUUAACACAGAUGACUCCCCAAACAUAGCAACUCAGUACGGCAUCAGAAGCAUACCAACAGUUCUGUUCUUCAAUAAUGGAGAGAAAAAAGAAAGCAUAAUCGGUGCAGUUCCCAAGUCUACUCUGUCGGCGACAAUUGAAAAAUAUAUUGAUUUAUAAGCUGGUAGUGCCAAAUAAUGGCAAGCAUUACAAUGCCAAAAAUGAAAGGACUGUAAAGGGAGAAGUGAUAAUAGUCACAUUGCAAAUUUCAUUCUCUUUCAUUUUUUUUCCAUGCCCUAUAAGGCAAAAGAUAGUGUCUGUUUAUAUGUUCAAGAACCAUCUUUUCAUCAGUGGCUUGACACUUGGAAGUAAUACUUGUACUCCUUUUUUCA
Molecule: messenger RNA, 837 nt
Organism: Vigna angularis (adzuki bean)
Lineage: Eukaryota; Viridiplantae; Streptophyta; Magnoliopsida; Fabales; Fabaceae
Product: thioredoxin M-type, chloroplastic-like
Exons: 2
Coding region: 92-625 (177 amino acids)
Cellular component (GO): cytoplasm
Molecular function (GO): oxidoreductase activity, acting on a sulfur group of donors, disulfide as acceptor; protein-disulfide reductase activity
Source: RefSeq, a predicted model, not a curated record